CUCAUCGUGGUCUACGUUCACCUCCCUCCCUCGUGAAAACAAGGGGCCAUUGGCGGUGACCGCACACCCUUUUUAAUACCACACCCCCUCUCCUCCUCCUCCUCCUCUCCGCUCCACCAUCACCGCCAAUGGCGACGUCGAUCUCCUCCUCCUCCUCCUCCUCCUCCUCCUUCCUCUCGACCCUUCCUUCUCCUUCCCAAACCCUAAAACCCCAACCCUUCCUCUCCCUCCGCACCCUCCCUCGCCGCGGCCCCUCCGAUCGGCGGCGGCGCCUCCUCUCCGCCGGCCCCGUCGCCGUCCGCGCGGCGGUGGCCAUCGAGAAGGAGACGCCGGAGGAGGAGCGGCCGGAGACCUUCCUCCGCGCGGCGGACCCCGCCGCCGCCACGUCCGUGCGCGCGCGGUUCGAGCGGAUGAUCCGCGAGGCCCAGGACGAGGUGUGCGCGGCGCUCGAGGCCGCGGACGGGGGCGCCGCGUUCAAGGAGGACGUGUGGUCGCGCCCCGGCGGCGGCGGCGGCAUCAGCAGGGUGCUCCAGGACGGCGCCGUGUGGGAGAAGGCCGGGGUCAACGUCUCGGUCGUGUACGGCAUGAUGCCCCCUGAGGCCUACCGCGCUGCCAAGGGCGAGCCCGGCGCCGCCGACCCCUCCGCGAAGGCCGGGCCCGUCCCGUUCUUCGCUGCGGGGAUCAGCUCGGUUUUGCAUCCAAAGAAUCCAUUUGCCCCAACUUUGCAUUUCAACUAUCGAUAUUUUGAGACUGAUGCACCUGCAGAUGCUCCCGGUGCGCCAAGACAAUGGUGGUUUGGAGGUGGGACUGAUCUGACUCCUGCAUAUGUCAUUGAAGAGGAUGUUAAGCAUUUUCAUUCGGUUCAAAAGCAAACUUGUGAUAAAUUUGAUCCAAGUUUCUACCCCAGAUUCAAGAAAUGGUGUGAUGAUUAUUUCUACAUCAAGCAUCGUGGCGAGAGGCGUGGGCUUGGCGGAAUAUUCUUUGAUGAUGUGAAUGACUAUGAUCAAGAAAUGCUUCUUGGUUUUGCUACUGAGUGUGCAAAGUCUGUAAUUCCUGCAUACCUACCCAUCAUACAAAGGAGAAAGGACACUCCAUUUACUGAGCAACACAAGGCAUGGCAGCAACUACGGAGAGGACGCUAUGUGGAAUUUAAUCUGGUUUAUGAUCGUGGUACGACUUUUGGUCUAAAAACUGGUGGUAGAAUUGAGAGUAUUCUUGUUUCUCUUCCGCUUACUGCGCGAUGGGAGUAUGAUCAUCAACCUGAAGUAGGAAGUGAAGAGUGGAAACUUCUGGAUGCGUGCAUCAAUCCAAAGGAAUGGAUUUGAGCUAAACACUUCGGAAGCGGCUGUAGCUUGUGGUCUUAAUAUCCUGUUUUUGUAGUUAGGAAGCGUUGUUUUUUUCAACUCCCUCUCUAUUGUAUAUGAAAAUUUGAAAAAAUUCUGUUGUUAUGUUCUCUGUAUGUGUGGCGUGAGUGUUGUAAUUCAUCUCAGUUUGUUUUCUGCAUCUAAUAGAAUUUAAUUAGUAGUUGACGAA
Messenger RNA from Ananas comosus (pineapple), 1533 nucleotides. RefSeq names its product oxygen-dependent coproporphyrinogen-III oxidase, chloroplastic. Gene Ontology annotation, cellular component: cytoplasm; chloroplast stroma. The record is from RefSeq and is a predicted model, not a curated record. NCBI's taxonomy places the organism in Eukaryota, Viridiplantae, Streptophyta, Magnoliopsida, Poales, Bromeliaceae. Gene Ontology annotation, molecular function: coproporphyrinogen oxidase activity. Bases 129 to 1325 code for a protein of 398 amino acids. The transcript has 8 exons.